CCCACUCGGUCGCUGACCAACACUGCCAUCAGCUGUUUUGUGUGUCUUGCGUGGUGUUAUUUUUUUUCGUGGCCCUCCUGCACUUUGAACCUGCGACAGCCUCGUUUCGUGCGAAUAAAGAUACGAAUUUAAGUGCGCCUGUCCGCAUUCCGGUUCGUCCUCAACCGUAGUCCGUCGCAUUUUUCGGUUUAGACUCCCGCGGAACUCGCUGCCGUGUGCACGUUUGUAGCAUUUUAAGCUCUGCGCCAGCUUUCUCGUUUGGCUCUCUCCGGAAAGAGCGCCUCCGUUCCGUUCCGCCGCCCCGCUUUCUUCUCGCGCGCCGUGCUCUCUCCGCUGUCUACAACUCCAUUGAUAAGCAGAGACAUCCCCGCCCCCAGCCCCAUGCUUCUGUUUUUAACAAAGUUCGGUUCAAAAAAUAAAUAAAUAAAAUACAAAACAAAAAACCUGUGAAAAAAGCUAAAUCAAUCAAUUAAAAUAAGUACGUGCGUGUGGCAAAGUUAAUUUGGUUUGCUCGCCGUCCGUUGCCGUCUGUGUUUUUAUUAAUUAGCAGUGCAUAGUUUCCGGCGGAAGGCUGCUGCUUUCCGUUAUUUGCGAGCUUCCGUUUACGCGGCCAAUUAGCAGCAGCAGGAGCAAAGGAUUGCCAAAAUGACGCACUGGGAGGACUUCUACAACACUCACCUGCCGCCCGCAGACUUUGAGGACAAUCGCUCCUUGCUAAAGGAGUUCUGCGAGCGCCACAACAAGCUCCAGAACCGCAUCGUCCUCGUCACGUCCGGCGGCACAACAGUUCCCCUCGAGCACAACACAGUGCGAUUCGUGGAUAACUUUAGCGCUGGAACACGUGGCUCAGCUUCGGCGGAAUACUUCCUGGAUCACGACUAUGCCGUGAUCUUCAUGCAUCGCCACAAGUCACUGGAGCCCUUUACGAGGCACUUCACCGGCCAGCAGUUCUUCGACAUGCUGGACAUUGCAGACAAUAGCCAGAGCUCAACGAUAGCCAUCAAGCCGGACUCGGUGGAUGUGUUCGCUCCAGUCCUGGCCAAGUAUAAGAUUGCCCGCGAGACGCAGAUGAUCUUGUAUGUGAACUUUACCAGCGUCGUGGACUACAUGUGGCUGCUCCGUGCCGCCUGCGAGUGCCUGGCCGCCUUCGAGCAGCGGGCAGUCCUUUACCUGGCUGCGGCCGUUUCCGACUUUUACAUACCCGAGGACAUGAUGCCCACCCACAAAAUGCAAUCGGGUGAUGGAGCGCCAACGAUUUCGCUGCAGCUGGUGCCAAAAAUGCUAGCACCCCUUGCCAGCCUAUGGGUGCCGCAUGCCUUUGUGGUAUCCUUUAAGCUGGAAACGGACGAGAGCCUAUUGAUUGUGAAGGCACGUGACAGCCUUAACAAAUACAAGCACAAGCUGGUCAUUGCCAAUGUGCUGCAGACACGCAAGCAUCGCGUGGUAUUCGUCACGCCCACGGACUCCUAUGAGCUGCACUUAAGCCGCGAACAGACGCUGCAGGGGCUCGAGAUCGAGGAGCCCAUUGUGGCCGAUGUGGUGCAAAAGCACGCCGAGUUCAUUAGCAAUGCCCAGCAGCGUCAAUGACCGUUGUCCAUGCGUCGUCGUCAGCCACAGCCGCAGCAGCAUCCUCAUCAACAUCAACAUCAACACACACACCAUCUGCAGCAGCAACUUCAUCAACAGCUGGUUACUGGCGACGACGACGAGGAGGAUGACGAGGAUGCAGGCGAUCUGGAUUUGGAUCGGGAUCCUUAUGGCGUGACCAGUUCGCAUUAUUGUCGCGUGCUCAAUCCGGGCACGCCAAGCUUUGCCCGCAAAUAUUGAGCACGGGAAUAUAGAGUCUAUGUUAUAUAGUGAAUAUUGAGGUGGUUUGCAUAUUCCUCAUCGUUUUGGGUUGCCGCCACAAUUGGUGGAUCUAUUUAUGGUCACGCCUCAUAAUUGAUGCGGCAGGGUCGCCACACUCUAUUGUUUUCAUACAUAUACAUAUAUUUAUAUAUAUAUAUUAGUUAAUGUAUUUUCUGUUUAUUGUUGCCACAAGAAAUGAUGUCACUUGUAUGUAUA
Messenger RNA from Drosophila serrata, 2064 nucleotides. It is a transcript of the gene Ppcs, whose product is annotated as phosphopantothenoylcysteine synthetase. Lineage: Eukaryota; Metazoa; Arthropoda; Insecta; Diptera; Drosophilidae. The record is from RefSeq and is a predicted model, not a curated record.